ACUAAAGGAUAUGGUGAUCACCAACGGAACAAACAGUUCGCCGGCCAAUUUCUCUCUUGAAUGUUUUCUUUUGGACAUUAAUUUGGAUUUCACAAAACACCUUUUCAUCGCGCAGAUUCUGACUACAAUUUUAAACUGCGUAUCCUUGUUCACAGCUGCUGCCGGUAAUUCUGUGGUAGUUCUUGCAGUCUGGAGGAACCCAGCCCUUCACACGCCGUCAAAUGUGUUUCUUUGCUGUUUGGCACUCAGAGAUCUGACCGUCGGUUUAAUUGCUCAACCAUGUUUCGUGAUCCACAAGAUCGGGGAACUUCUUCAAGACUACAGCAUGUAUUGCACCACGAGGAUACUGACAGAAUCGCUGGGAUACAUAACGGCAGGAACUUCAGUUCUAACCAUGACCGGUAUAGCGAUCGAAAGAUACCUCGCACUAUAUCUGCAUCUCCGAUACACAGAAAUUGUAACCACGAAACGCAUUUUAAUCACUGCCUCUGGUCUCUGGAUUUUUUUUAUCCUGUUAACCGCUUCCAGGUUUUGGAUUGCCAAUGAUGAAAUUUUUAGUAAUUUCAUAAUUCCAGUAAUAUUCUGCAGCUUGAUAUUCACUUUCUUGGCGUAUACUAGUGUUCUGAAAUACGUCCGCCGCCACGAGAAACAAAUAAAGGCAACAUCAACAGUUCAUUGCCAGGUGAACCAUCAACUUACAAGGAUAAUGCGAUACAAAAAAUCAACUUUGACGAUGGUGUUAAUCGUGGGGAUUUUCGUCUUCUGUUAUAUUCCGUUUCUGUGCGUGAAAAUUGUUCACAAGGUAGAGGGCUACACCACGAGCGUCAAGACAGCUUACUUGUAUGCAUCGACAACUGUGUUUCUCAACAGCUCCUUUAACCCUCUGGUCUAUUGCUGGCGCAUGUCAGACAUACGGAGAGCUGUUAAACAAUUGUGUUUUCGAUGCCUUGGAAAGAAGAAUUCAGUGAUUACCCCUUCAGCGUUAACGUUGGCGGAAUUUCGGCCAAGAAGUUGCUUGAGCGUAAGCCUUGAUGUAACCCAGCGCCAAUCGCAAAGCGCAGCUUGCUCAGUCGUAGAGACCAAACUUCUAUGCCGAGAAACCUUGAAGAGUACAACUAAUUUGGAGGAAGUAGGACUUCAAGCCAACUGUUAAAGGUUCUUUCCGACAAUUUGUUUUGAAAAAUGCGUCAUACCCAAUUCCAACUCUCUUUGACAACUAGUUUCACGGAUAAAAGAAAGCAAACUUGACAUGGCUGAAUUUCAUGAUUUUCUUACCUUUUUUAAUGAAUACAGGCCAAUCACAAAUUACAGAGUUUUCACUGAUUAGUAAGUAGAAUAAGGAUUUUUUUUAAUUUAUGUAUGUCUCUUUCAGCCCCUAACCAACAUAUUUAGCACCAGUGGAAACCAAUUUGACGACAAAUUUUUUUUUUUCACCUUAAAGAAAUUGUAGCUAAAACCAUUUAGUGAUAUUGAAAAUUAAAGGGUCGCCAACAAUUGAUUUUAGAUUAUUCAAGGAGGCCAAAAAUAAUCCAACAUAGAAGACCUUAUGAAAAAUGGUCUUUCUUUGUUUCUACCCAAAAUAACUUAUAAUAUUCCUCAGCGAGAUCAUCUCGAGUAGACCGUAAAAAAGCGUUUGUAUAAGUGGGGACAUUCCCAAUUCUAAUCUAGCAGUCGCCUUUAUCUUUACAUGAUUUACGAAUUUUACAACAGGUGUAAAAAAGCUAGAGUUCUUAAAAGUCUCUUUACAAGAGGACGAAACUUCUAAAUUAAUAGUUUGAAGCCAAAAAAAGGAACACAGAUAAGUUUGGUUAUAAGUGUUUGGUUUUGUAUUGCACUUUUCAAAUGUCUAGUAACCUUCCUUCAUGUUGGAUGCUCUGUUCUUAGUUUCAAGUUGCUUAGGUAAGGUUCCGCUAGCUAGAUGGCUGUUGUUCUCAGCACAGUUUUAUUCACUAUAGAUUAAGCAAUUGACCUAUGAAGUAAGCCCUUAAUAUAUAUUGGACAUCGUCAGACUGAUAAAGUAUUGUUCAAUGUGCCAGAAACACACGAGGUGGGCACUAGUUUUACUAAUACAGUUUGAACGACACGUUCAAAAUUCACAAAAUGCCGGCCGGCUUUGAAGUGCAGUCCGAAAAUCAGUUUUAUUUCAUGUCGGCUUGAGCGUUUAAGCCGUCACUUUAGAGUUAUGUAAUCGGUCAACAUGAAUUCCUAAUAAUUUGGUUUUUCAUUUUUAUAAUCCGCCCGGCCGUUGAUAGCUUCUGUGGUCAGUAAACAAGUUAGAACUGAUGUAGCUAGAUCUAGGGUCACUGUGGGAUGUCCGCAUUAUGUUCGAUGUUUCGAGGUAACAAUGCUAAUUCUUUGUGCUCAAAAAAUGUAUGCUCCAUUGUACUUAACAUAAAAAUAAAUGAGAUAAAUGAAUAGAAAACAGUA
Messenger RNA from Stylophora pistillata, 2427 nucleotides. RefSeq names its product melanocyte-stimulating hormone receptor-like. Gene Ontology annotation, molecular function: melanocortin receptor activity. Gene Ontology annotation, biological process: G protein-coupled receptor signaling pathway. Lineage: Eukaryota; Metazoa; Cnidaria; Anthozoa; Scleractinia; Pocilloporidae. The record is from RefSeq and is a predicted model, not a curated record. Gene Ontology annotation, cellular component: membrane.